Oncorhynchus kisutch (coho salmon) is the source of this 1187-nucleotide messenger RNA. RefSeq names its product ubiquitin-like protein FUBI. The transcript has 5 exons. Lineage: Eukaryota; Metazoa; Chordata; Actinopteri; Salmoniformes; Salmonidae. Gene Ontology annotation, molecular function: protein binding; structural constituent of ribosome. The record is from RefSeq and is a predicted model, not a curated record. Gene Ontology annotation, biological process: translation. Bases 108 to 509 code for a protein of 133 amino acids. Gene Ontology annotation, cellular component: ribosome; cytosolic small ribosomal subunit.
GCCCUCAGCCUUAUCUACGUCACACGGUUGACACAUGCGCACCGCCUACGCUCCGAAAGCCCUUUUUUUGCAUAGUGUUGAACUGCUAGCAUCCACCGAGCAUCAAGAUGCAGCUCUUCUUGCGUGCCCAGAACACUCACACCCUUGAGGUGACCGGACAGGAGACCGUCAGAGAAAUAAAGCUCCAUGUCCAGACUCUGGAGGGUCUCCUAGUGGAGGACCAGGUACUAUUGCUGGACAGUUCCCCCUUGGAGGACUCCUCCUCUCUUGUGGACUGUGGCAUCUCUGAGUACUGCACAUUGGAAGUGGCUGGCCGACUUCUGGGAGGAAAAGUCCACGGCUCCCUGGCCCGUGCCGGUAAAGUGCGGGGACAGACACCCAAGGUUGACAAGCAGGAGAAGAAGAAGAAGAAGACUGGUCGUGCCAAGCGUCGCAUCCAGUACAACAGGCGCUUCGUCAAUGUUGUGCCCACCUUCGGCAAGAAGAAGGGCCCCAACGCCAACUCCUAAGAACCCCCCCCCCCCCCCCUUCAAGAGAACGCUGAAAGGUUUUCCUCCUGUACAGAAUAAAGAUUUGCCUUGGACUAAAUUAAAGAUCUCAUGUCUUGGGUGUUUAUGAAUUUGAGAUAAGUAAAUUAUAUUAUUAAAAUGCCUAUUAGAAACUAUUGUUUGGACAACAUAUUGACAAAUUAUUUGAUACUUUCUUGUUCAGGGGUUUUUGAUUCUGAGCCUGCAGUUCUGCUGGUUUUCUGUUCUACCUGAUAAUGGCUAUAAAUAGUCACACACUCCAUAUAUAAAUUCCCAGUGAUUUAUUGGGUCAAUCACCAACGUAUCAGCAUCACUGCCUUCUUCAGGGUAAUGUCUUGAAUACUUGAACCAGGUUAUGUAGACAAUUUGUGCAACCAAUGACAAUAGUGAGGGGUGUGUCAUUAUGUUAAUUAGUAAUGAGUGAAGCUGUUAAACAAUAGUUUAUGGCAUGUUGAAUUUAUUAGGUUAUGUGGAAACAUUGAAUAUUGUACAUAAUAUUAGCGCCACCAUUGUUUAAUUCAAUUUCACAUUUGUUUCCUAUUUCUCAGGUUAAAACUGUAAUGUUCACCCUGUGUAACAGGGUGAACAUAUUGGAUGUACACUGAUAAGCUGUGGAAAGAAUAUAAUGUAUAAUACUUGUUCAUAAAAGAGAGAAUUGUU